Saccharomyces kudriavzevii IFO 1802 is the source of this 423-nucleotide messenger RNA. It is a transcript of the gene MAY24, whose product is annotated as May24p. The record is from RefSeq and is a predicted model, not a curated record. The coding region runs from base 1 to 423 and encodes 140 amino acids. The transcript is spliced from 2 exons. NCBI's taxonomy places the organism in Eukaryota, Fungi, Ascomycota, Saccharomycetes, Saccharomycetales, Saccharomycetaceae.
AUGAGAUCUUUUGUCACAAACAAUGAUAUACCAGUUGGCUACGUAACGCCAAAGUUUCCAUCCUUAUAUUGGCCCAUCAACAGUUCGAGGUACAACAUCGCAUUUUUGUACUAUAUCUCUGAUAUUUGGAAAUUUUCGCUUUACUGGACCCUGAUAUUCAAUGGUGCAUUUUAUGUGACUACUGGCUUAUACGCUAGCUUGACGCACAGGAAAAAGGGCGGUAGUAUAUGGAUAUUCGUCAUGUACGUUAUUUAUGGUGGUGUGCAAGGCUUAACCACUGGUACAGUCAUGGGGUUUCUCAUAGGCGCAAUCUACAGAUCUGGUCUGUUUUCCAUGUCGACAUGGAUUCCACUCUGUUGCGCAGUGGUCCAAAUCCUCUUCGACGUGAUACUAGGUUACUCCAUGAUAGGAUCUGUUAUGUGA